This is a messenger RNA of Lycium barbarum (goji berry), 1390 nucleotides long. Its product is annotated as serine/threonine protein phosphatase 2A 57 kDa regulatory subunit B' beta isoform-like. Gene Ontology annotation, biological process: signal transduction. Gene Ontology annotation, molecular function: protein phosphatase regulator activity. Gene Ontology annotation, cellular component: protein phosphatase type 2A complex. The transcript is spliced from 2 exons. Lineage: Eukaryota; Viridiplantae; Streptophyta; Magnoliopsida; Solanales; Solanaceae. The record is from RefSeq and is a predicted model, not a curated record. The coding region runs from base 1 to 1368 and encodes 455 amino acids.
AUGGGUGGGUUCAACGGGAACAGCCCAAGAAACUCUCCAAAAGCUUCUCCAAGGAUAACAUUUAGCCCAAAAAACUCUCCAAGAGCUUCUCCAAGAAAAACAAACACAACUCUAAAACAACUCCUUUUAGAUUCCAGGAACAUGUCAAAUUUUCUUGAUUCUGAAACAGAAGAAUUGCUCUCUCUAAUCUCUUACUGUUCUUUCACCUACACUUUCACUGAUCCACAAGAAUCUCCUUCACAACAAGAUUUAAAAAGGCUAAAACUCAUCCAACUCCUUUCUAUCAUCAAGACUCUCAUAAAACCACUUGAUGAUCAAGUUCUUUCACCCCUUUUCAAAAUGUUGUCGUUUAAUCUUUUUAGGCCACUCCCUCCACCAAUUCACUCUGUUAUCUCAAUAUUACCCGAUGACGAUGAUCUUGUCAGUAAUCCUACACCCUCAUGGCCACAUUUGCAAAUCGUUUACGACAUUUUCCUCAGGAUUGUCAUUAGAACAAGUGUUGAAUCACUCCGAAUUUAUAUUGAUCAUUCUUUCCUUCAAAAUCUCCUCACGUUAUUCCAGUCCGAAGACCAAAGGGAACGCGACAACUUGAAGAAUGUGUUCCACAGGAUUUAUUCCAAAUUACAUUUCUAUAGACCAUUCACGAGAAAGGCUAUGCAUGAUGUUUUUUUGCACUAUGUUUUUGAGACCGAUCAAAGGCACCCUGGAAUUGGAGAGCUUCUUGAAAUAUGGGGCACAAUUAUUAAUGGAUUUAGUGUUCCUCUAAAAGAAGAGCAUAAACUUUUCUUAGUUAGAGUUCUUGUCCCUUUGCAUAAGCCAAAAGGGAUGCAGGUUUAUCACAGGCAGUUGACCUAUUGUGUAUCUCAGUUUGUGCAAAAAGAGCCUGAGCUUGGUGAGGUUGUUAUUAGAGGAAUAUUGAAGUACUGGCCAGUUACAAAUUGCCAGAAGGAAGUUCUGCUUAUUGGUGAAUUGGAAGAGCUUGUGGAGACACUAGAUCCUCAACUGUACAAGGAACUUGCCCUGCCUUUGUGCACCAAAAUUACCAAGUGUUUAAAUAGUUGGAACUCUCAGGUUGCGGAGCGCGCAUUGUAUGUGUGGAACAAUGAGCAAUUUUGGAAGAUGGCAUCACAGGCAAUGGAAGAGGUGUUCCCAGUUCUAGUUGAAGGGAUGGAGAAGAAUCUGGAGGGGCAUUGGAGCAAAAGUGUUCGACAAUUGACAGAAAAUGUGAAGGGAAUGCUGGAAGCUGUAGCACCAUUUCUCUAUUCCAAGUGCCUUCUACAGCUAGAAAUUCAAGAAGCUGUUGAACGCAUAGAAGAGUUGAGAAGAAACGAAAUUUGGGAAAAGAUUGAAAAUGCAGCAAAAUAUUAAAAGAGAAAAUACCGUAAGCACA